Molecule: messenger RNA, 4344 nt
Organism: Pimephales promelas (fathead minnow)
Lineage: Eukaryota; Metazoa; Chordata; Actinopteri; Cypriniformes; Leuciscidae
Gene: rab11fip4a
Product: RAB11 family interacting protein 4 (class II) a
Biological process (GO): endocytic recycling; regulation of cytokinesis
Cellular component (GO): recycling endosome membrane; cleavage furrow; midbody
Molecular function (GO): calcium ion binding
Source: RefSeq, a predicted model, not a curated record
AGAGCGCUGAGUGAAGCUGAGCUCCGCGCGAGCUGAGAUGAUGGCGAGCGCGUUCACAACAUCACAAUCUCUAAUGCAAAGCGUUUAACAGCGCAUCAUCAUAACAAUGGACGGUAAUGUCUUCCUCGACCAAGAACAGCUGUUGGGAUUCCUGACAAAGCUUAAAGAAGUGUUCGACGUGUGCGACGAGGAUGCAGACGGAUAUAUUCGGGUUGAGCACUUCGUGGACCUCGGUCUACAGUUCGGCCAAGGAGAUGAAGUUAAGAAGUUUGCCAAGUACCUGGAUCCCAAUGCUCAUGGCAGAAUUAACUUCAAAGAUUUCUGUCAUGGAGUGUUUGCAAUCAAAGGCUGUGAAGAGAUUCUGAAAACUGCACUUGGGACCCCCAACAUCGGAGCACAGCCGUACCAGACGGACAAUGGCUACUACUAUCAGCACGGGGAGGGGAGUCUGGGACCCCCGAUCAUCGUAUGCACACGGCCGUACCCAGAGUGCCAGCUGUAUUCGGAUGAGGAAGGAAUGGGUGGACGGGAUGCGCAGGAGUCAGACAUGGACAGCGGGGCAGGAUCUGAAUCUUCUGAAGGAGGACGUCAUGAGGAUAAAGAGGAAGGACUUGGUGGACUCUUUCUACGAAGAAACAACUGUGGUCAGAUGGUGUCGUCAGCAGAGGCCUCAGUAAUCUCAGUGGAGGAGCAGUUUGAGGACUAUGGAGAGGGAGAGGAUGUGGACUUCACUCCCAGCAGCCCCAUCCCCGAUGAUGACACACGUACUAAUGGUUUCUCUGACCUGGGCUCCUCUCUGCCCUCCAGUGCUGGCCAGACCCCUCAGAAGAUCAGACACCUGUACAACAGUGAGCUUCUGGAUGUUUACUGCUCUCAGUGCUGCAAGAAAGUCAACCUGCUCAAUGACCUGGAGGCCAGACUCAAAAACCUCAAAGCUAACAGCCCAAACAGGAAAAUUACCAGUACAGCAUUUGGUCGUCAGCUCUUCCACCACAGUAACUUCAGCAGCAGUCAGGGCAGCACAGAGGAUCUCUUCAGAGACAGCAUCGACUCCUGUGAUAUUGACAUCACUGAAAAGGUGAGUUAUUUGGAAAAGAAGAUAACAGAGCUUGAGAACGACAGCCUGGCUAACGGAGAUCUGAAAUCCAAACUUAAACAGGAAAACACACAACUAGUUCACAGGGUACAUGAGCUGGAGGAGCAGAUCAAAGAUCAGGAGACGCGUGCAGAGCAAUGUCUAGAGGAGGAGCUGAAGAGACACAGAGAGGCCUACAGUAAGAUGGAGAGAGACAAGAGCACUGAGAUUGAACUGCUCAGUAACAGGGUCCAGCAGCUAGAAGAGGAAAACGCAGAGAUGAAAGUGAAUGUGUGCAGACUCAAGUCUCAGACUGAAAAACUAGACCAGGAGAAGCAGCGUAUGACAGAUAAACUGGAAGACACAAGCCUGCGUUUGAAGGAUGAGAUGGAUCUGUACAGGAAAAUGAUGGAUAAGCUUUGGCAGAACAGACAUGAGUUUCAGAAGGAGCGAGAGGCCAUGCAAGAGCUGAUUGAGGACCUGCGGCGCGAACUGGAGCACCUGCAACUCUUUAAACUGGAGACUGAGAAGCCCGGCCGUGGCCGUAGCGCUGCUGGGCUGUCGGAGUACAAUGCCAAGACUCGAGAGAUUGAACUGGAGCACGAAGCAAAACGGCUCAAGCAGGAGAACUAUAAACUCCGAGACCAGAACGAUGAUCUCAACGGACAGAUUCUCAGCCUCAGCCUGUAUGAGGCCAAAAACCUGUUUGCUUGUCACACCAAGGCCCAGUCACUGGCAGCGGAGAUAGACAACGCCUCCAGAGAUGAGCUGGUUGAAGCUUUGAAAGAACAAGAGGAGAUCAACUACCGUUUAAGGCAGUACAUGGACAAGAUCAUCCUGGCUAUCCUCGACCACAACCCCUCCAUUUUAGAGAUCAAGCAGUAGGGAUCUGAGCUGAGAACAGGUAGAGGACUCAAACUUGGUAGAGAGCUCCCCCUUCAGGACAGGGGUUUGAAAUGCACCUUUGCCCCCUUACACCAAGUCAUCAUGUAUGACAGAGCAAAUUGCUUUCAAAAAAAAAAAUCGUGUCUCAUGUGCUCUGCCUCACACACACACACAAGUUACAGUUUCUGUUUCCAUGCUAUGAGUUUAGACCGUAAAAAUUACACAAACAAGUGAUGAAACUGGAAUAUAGAGUAGAAGUGUACUUUUCACUCUCAGUUAUAUACACACUACCUCUGAGUAUGUACAACUCAGUGUUGUAUUCUAAACAUGAACAAAACAAGUAGAAUUAUGAUAAAUAUCACAUGAUCACACCAUAUAGGAGAGCUAUACGUGCCCCCAUGGCAUGUGGGGUUUAUUAUUAUUAUUAUUAUUAUUUGAACAUUUUAAUCAGCCCUCUAGAUUAUCUCUAUAAAGUAUUGUUUGCCUAUGAAUUUUAACAAUCCAGUGCUGAAUCAAUGGACAGAGCAAUAGAAAGACAUGACUGUAUAAUAACAAUAAUCUGCAGAUAAGGGAACUUCCUUUGAAUGUUCUCUGCCUACAUACAUUAUGGUCUGCUGUGAAAAUAAUAAAAUCAUGUCAAUUCGAAGAUAAAAUUCACUGCUGUUAAUGGCUGAUGCUUUCAGCUCCUUAAAUAACCAUACAGCUUGUAACGGGACUGUGCUGAACAUCCUUUGACCGUCGUAGAGAAGCACAAUUGAACGGUGUGAGUACUGAUGACACAGUUGUACAAUAUAGUAUAUAUGUGUAGAAAGAAAAAUCUAUAGAAAAUGUGAAAAAGAAAGGUUUAUUUUUCUUAGAAGUCUGUUUGAAUGAAAUGAUGGUCUAUUGAAGUUUCAAGGAAGAGGUGGAUGUAGUACAAAAUGAGUGAGAAGGAAAUGAUUAUGAUAUACUAAAAUUGUUUCGUUUUACCAAGAAAACGAAAAAAACCCCCACAAAAUUACGGCCUUAAUACAGUGUAGUUAAAACAUUAAUAUCAUGGUAAAUGUCUCUAUUAGAACAAUGUAUGGUCUAAAUAUAAAAUAUAUGCAAACUCCAAUAUAUAUAUACUACCGUUCAAAAGUUUGGGAUCAGUAAUUUUUUUUUUAAUGGAACUAAAUCUAAAUCUAGAUGCAUUAAAUAAGACAUUUAUAAUGUUACAAAGGAUUUCUAUUUGUUAAAAAUGCUGUUCUUAGUACUGUUUUAUUGUAUUUUUGAUCAAAGAAAUGGUGAGUCGUUUUCUUUCAAAAGCAUAAAAAAAUCUUACUGACCCCAUUAUUUUAGCCCAUUUUGUCUUGAUCACAUGACAGUAAAGAAUCGAUAAUGUACAUGAGUGAAGCUGCACAUUUAAUAAAAGUACAUCUCAUGAAUGGAUCCCCAUGCCACUCACAGUAUUCUGUAUUCCCAUAUUCCCAUUUUACAGAUUAGCUAUAGUCAAAUGCUUUGUGAAUCACUGUAUUUUAAAGGAGCCAAUACUGCUACAUGCUCGAUUGUCACAAACAAGUUUUGCUUUGUUGCACAAAUUGUACUGAAUCUGUUUCUUUGCAUGGUUUUACUCUCUUUUUGUUUGUGCCCUUUAUUUGGAAUGUAACAUUUAAUGUUUCGGUUGUUUAAAUAAUUAUUAAUCUGAUCAGUUAUAGAGGAGCUUUUAUAUCUUUCUGUUCUACUUGUUCUGUAGCAUUUUUUCACUCAUUGUAAAUGUUGUACAGAGAAUAGUUAAUAUUUGUAUUGAUGUGCCACUCAUUAACCUUAAUGAAUAAAAGAAAGGCUGUCUUUUAUACAGUUUUAUGACAAAACGGCAAGGUAGACGUGCGACCAAGUAAUGUAUAAAUCCUUUGCAACUGUUGAAAUGAAGUGACAUCACACCUUACUGAUGUCACACAGACAAAACUCGUUCUUCAUUAUCAAGCUAAAGAAAGGAAAUUUGAUUUCUUCCGAAGAAACACCCAUAUUAAAACCCUAACGUUUCAUAUAAUUUCCGUUUAACACUUGAAUGACCAAACCCUGACCCAUUCCCAGCAACGAUGUCAUUUUUGCACAUUUUGAAGAGUCGUGCUGUGUCCGUGUCCACUGUUACAGGUUAGACGUAACACAGUUUGACAUUUUUCUGUGGGUCAUGGUUUACGCAACCUUUUUGGUGUUUGCGCCUUUUUUGUUGUUAUAGAAAAGAUAGACCUUUCUUUUGUCCAGUGUGUGGGUAUAUAACUAGAUUUACUAUUACUCAUAUAUAUUUACACAAGUAGGAAAGGACAAAUUAAAAAAGCUUUCAGACAAUUAAAUAAUAGUUUAAAGGCCUCAAGAGUUAUGACAAAUUUGAAAUGUACAAUAAAUGACUUGUUUUGGCAUGA